Molecule: messenger RNA, 303 nt
Organism: Symbiodinium natans
Lineage: Eukaryota; Dinophyceae; Suessiales; Symbiodiniaceae
Source: the annotation of a GenBank genome assembly
AUGGCUUCGUUCUGGGAUGAGGCCCAGCACAGUGGGGAUUUCGAGGGCCUCCUGGCUGAGCAGCGGCUUCUCGAGGAGCGUGUCGAGCAUGGAGUGUCCCGAGUGACGUUUGCUGAGUUUUCCGUCCUACUCGAGGAUACGCUGGCCUCCUUGGAAAAGCGCUUCGACCGUUGGGUAGGACCUGAACGGAUGACCCAAAGCGCGUUGGCCUUUGAAAAAAACAUCUGGGCGCACCAGGAGGGCUGCCCUCCACACCGUCGCAGCAGAGGACUUGGUGCGAUUAUGUGCUAUUGGAUGCGGUAG